Hypomesus transpacificus is the source of this 1189-nucleotide messenger RNA. It is a transcript of the gene rsrp1, whose product is annotated as arginine/serine-rich protein 1. The record is from RefSeq and is a predicted model, not a curated record. The transcript is spliced from 6 exons. The coding region runs from base 1 to 993 and encodes 330 amino acids. NCBI's taxonomy places the organism in Eukaryota, Metazoa, Chordata, Actinopteri, Osmeriformes, Osmeridae.
AUGUUCACAUUAACUGAGCCGUGGAUUAACAAGGUGAUCAGUAUGAGGAAAGACUCUCACACCAAGAUGGCUGCAGUCCGACUAAGUGAAGGGAUCAGUCUGGUCUUCGACCAGGAAACACUCUCUAGCUCAGCCUCACCCCCCUUAUCCACACGCUCCCGUUCCAGAAGUAGUCAUGGCAGCAGUAAACAUUCCUCCGGCUCCGGUAGCCGGGCCCAUAGAAGAGAGGCUUGUGCAGGCCGUCGUCACAGGUCCUCCUCCAGCACUUCCCCUUCCUCGUCAAGCAGUAGCCCCCGCCCCAGGUCCCGUUCUCACCCUCGCUGCCACAGAGCCGCCUCUCGUUCCCGUUGCUCCCACCCUCGCAGGCACAAGCGUAGCCACCACUCUUCUCCACAACGCAAAAGAGCGCACUCCCGCUCACCCAGCCUCUCAUCCCCCCCCCGUCGCAGCAGCCACCGCUCUCGCCCCAGGUCCUCAGCCAGGAGGACAGCUGACCACAGGAAGCCCAUGGGUAGUUUCAGGGCCAAGACCUCCAAAUCCACCAAGACCAGCAGGAGCCACUCCAGAUCUCCAGCACGCUUGACCGUUAGACUAAACUUGGAUGGAAAGACGGAUGACGUUUGGAGUGCAAAUACCAAGCCAGGCGCUGAGGAGAGCCCCAGACUGACCACACCAGAACCACAGCCCAAAUCAGAUGGGUGGGUCACACUAGAGCCAGCCUUCCAGAAGAGUCCAACACAGAACAGUGACCCGGAGCCUGAGGAUGAUGGCCCAAGCCCCAAGAUGUCACCUACUCGAAAGGGUAUCUCAUUCAGCAUCAAUAACACAGUGGCCAAGCCCACAGUGAUUGCCACCAGUGCAGACAGUAAGGUAAUGCACAGAGUGGAGAGCUACAGCAGCAGGGCACCGUACGGUCACUGGAUGCCUGUCAAGAGACUCCCCCAAGCCUCUAUGUCCCGCUCCUCCAAACAUUCCCUGGCCACCUCACACUAGUGUGGCACCGACCCUGUAAAUAUCACUGUAACAUAAUGUACAUAGGAAGGGGGGGAUUUGAAGUCUUGUGUAUCAUGGUAGAUACAUUUCACUUUAUAUUAGAAAAGUAUGAAGAACCGAAGAUGUAAUCCAGGUGGUUUUUGACAUUUUUUUUUGUGUUGUGUGGCAUAAGUAUUCAAUAAAGAUUUGAAAUGAA